CGGGCCGGACCCUGGGGCGCGCUGGGCUCCAGUCGUGGCAACUGGGUGUGGGGAGGCCACCCAGCCCACCUGGGGUAUCCGCUGUCGGACGGGCUCUCACCUCCAACAUCCGCAGGAACCCCUGAGCCCAGGCCCGGCCGGCUGGGGUUCCAUGGGCCCUGGGUCCACAUUGCCCGCAGCUGCAGAGCCAGGACAUCAAAGCUGGAGUGAAACAGACACUGUCCAUGGAGCAGGUGGAUAAGGUGGACAGGGGGCGGUGGUGAUGGCGCAGUUUGACACUGAAUACCAGCGCCUAGAGGCCUCCUACAGCGAUUCACCCCCAGGAGAGGAGGACCUGUUGGUGCACGUCCCUGAGGGGAGCAAGUCACCUUGGCACCACAUCGAAAACCUCGACCUCUUUUUCUCUCGAGUUUAUAAUCUACACCAGAAGAAUGGCUUCACUUGUAUGCUCAUCGGGGAGAUCUUUGAGCUUAUGCAGUUCCUCUUUGUGGUUGCCUUCACCACCUUUCUGGUCAGCUGUGUGGACUAUGACAUCUUAUUUGCCAACAAGAUGGUGAACCACAGUCUUCACCCCACCGAGCCCGUCAAGGUCACUCUGCCAGAUGCCUUUUUGCCUGCCCAAGUCUGUAGUGCCAGGAUUCAGGAAAAUGGCUCUCUCAUCACCAUUCUGGUCAUCGCUGGUGUCUUCUGGGUCCACCGGCUUAUCAAGUUCAUCUAUAACAUUUGCUGCUACUGGGAGAUCCACUCCUUCUACCUGCAUGCUCUGCGCAUCCCCAUGUCUGCCCUUCCAUACUGCACGUGGCAGGAAGUGCAGGCUCGGAUUGUGCAGACCCAGAAAGAGCACCAGAUCUGUAUCCACAAGCGUGAGCUGACAGAGCUGGACAUAUACCACCGCAUCCUCCGUUUCCAGAACUACAUGGUGGCACUGGUUAACAAAUCCCUCCUGCCCCUGCGUUUCCGCCUGCCUGGCCUUGGGGAGGUUGUCUUCUUCACCCGUGGCCUCAAGUACAACUUCGAGCUGAUCCUCUUCUGGGGACCUGGCUCUCUGUUUCUCAAUGAGUGGAGCCUCAAGGCUGAGUACAAACGUGGGGGGCAACGGCUAGAGUUGGCCCAGCGCCUCAGCAACCGCAUCCUGUGGAUUGGCAUCGCCAACUUCCUGCUGUGCCCCCUCAUCCUCAUCUGGCAGAUCCUCUAUGCCUUCUUCAGCUAUGCUGAGGUGCUGAAGCGGGAGCCUGGGGCCCUGGGAGCACGUUGCUGGUCACUCUAUGGCCGCUGCUACCUCCGCCACUUCAACGAGCUGGAGCAUGAGCUGCAGUCCCGUCUGAACCGUGGCUACAAGCCAGCCUCCAAGUACAUGAAUUGCUUCUUGUCACCUCUGCUGACACUGCUGGCCAAGAAUUGCGCCUUCUUUGCUGGCUCCAUCCUGGCCGUGCUUAUUGCCCUCACCAUCUACGACGAAGAUGUGUUAGCUGUGGAACACGUCCUCACCACCGUCACACUCCUGGGGGUCACUGUGACCGUGUGCAGGUCCUUUAUCCCAGACCAGCACCUGGUGUUCUGCCCUGAGCAGCUGCUCCGCGUGAUCCUCGCUCACAUCCACUACAUGCCCGACCACUGGCAGGGUAAUGCCCACCGCUCGCAGACCCGGGACGAGUUUGCCCAGCUCUUCCAGUACAAGGCAGUGUUCAUCUUGGAGGAGUUACUGAGCCCCAUUGUCACACCCCUCAUCCUCAUCUUCUGCCUGCGUCCGCGGGCCCUGGAAAUUAUAGACUUCUUCCGCAAUUUCACUGUGGAGGUCGUUGGUGUUGGAGAUACCUGCUCCUUUGCCCAGAUGGAUGUUCGCCAGCAUGGGCAUCCCCAGUGGCUAUCUGCUGGUCAGACCGAGGCCUCAGUGUACCAGCAAGCCGAGGACGGGAAAACGGAGUUGUCACUUAUGCACUUUGCCAUCACCAACCCUGGCUGGCAGCCACCACGUGAGAGCACGGCCUUCCUGGGUUUCCUCAAGGAACAGGUUCAGCGGGAUGGAGCAGCUGCUGGCCUUGCCCAAGGGGGUCUACUCCCUGAAAAUGCCCUCUUUACGUCCAUCCAGUCCUUACAAUCUGAGUCUGAGCCACUGAGUCUUAUUGCAAAUGUAGUGGCCGGCUCAUCUUGCCGUGGUCCUUCACUGCCCAGAGACCUGCAGGGUUCCAGGCACAGGACUGAAGUCGCCUCUGCCCUGUGCUCCUUCUCCCCUCUGCAACCUGGUCAGGUUUCCACAGGCCGGGCUCCCAGUACCAUGACAGGCUCUGGGGACAGGAUGGAUGCCAGGACAGCCAGCUCUGGGAGCAGUGUGUGGGAAGGACAGCUGCAGAGCCUGGUGCUGUCAGAAUAUGCAUCCACUGAGAUGAGCCUGCACGCCCUCUAUAUGCACCAGCUCCACAAGCAGCAGGCCCAGGCUGAACCUGAGAGGCAUGUGUGGCACCGCCGGGAGAGUGAUGACAGUGGGGAGAGUGCUCCUGAAGAGGGGGGAGAAGGUGUCCGGCACCUCCAAUCUAUCCCCCGCUCUGCCAGCUAUCCCUGUGCUGCUGUACCCCGGCCUGGAGCACCAGAGACCACUGCCCUGCAAGGGGGCUUCCAGAGGCGCUACGGUGGCAUCACAGGUAUCCAGUGGGCAUUCAGGAGGACACAGCCUUUCUUCGCAUCCCUCUUGGUGAAGAAAGAAAUCCUGGCACAGUGCCCCGGGCUCCCUCUCACUUCUCUCGGCUGCCCCUUGGCGGGUGGGCUGAAGAUGGACAGUCAGCAUCAAGGCACCCAGAGCCCGUGCCCGAGGAGGGCUCUGAGGAUGAGCUUCCCCCUCAGGUGCACAAGGUCUAGACAAGGCUGAGGAGGGUCCCUAUGCCCCAGGAUGCAGGCAUCUGUUGCCCUGCCAUCCCAUCCACCUGCCAUGGAGGGCUUCUCUGAGUGUUGCCUGGCUCCACGCGUAUGGUGUUUGUGUGUCCGUGCCUGGCCAAGAGAGGUGCCAAUACUAGGCUCACCACAGCCCCAGGAGAGAAAUUGGGGGCCUAGGACCAGGGCACACAGGACUCUAGCCUCAUCCCCAGGAACCCACUUGGCUCGGAGUGUGGUGCUAGCAACUGGUCCCCAGCCCAGCCCCAAUACUGCCACCUUUGCACCUACCCCUACGAGUUUCCAGAGGACUGCCCACCACAGAAGCUGCCAACCAGGGAGAACCUGUGCCAACUGUGGAGUGGGGAGGUUGGGCCUGGACCCUCAACCUCUGUGGCCUCCCUCUCCCCACCCUGAACAGAUGAGCAGCUCAGGCUGUGGCCCUUACCUCACCCCCAGUUCUCCCAGUGCUACAGCCUGCUCACCCCUCCCUCCCUGCACAUCACUGGCAUGUGAGCUGCUUGCUCUGGUUCUGUUCGCUUGUUGCCCUCCUGUUCAACUUUUGACUUGCGUUGGCGUAGAGGCCCUAGCUCCCAGCUCCUCUCACGCUAUCUUUUGACACUAAGGAUGGUUUCUAAAUUACAGGAGCAGGAUGGAAAUUUUUUGCUGCCCUGUCCAAUUUUUCAGAUGGCUCCUGGGAGACUGAGGCCUUCCUGGCCCCCAUUACUGCUUAUUGUACCCCCAUCCCUCCCACCUCCUGCACAAGGGACGGGGUUGGAGUAUGCCCUGGUCCGUCUACCUCCCAGCAAGAGAGCUCUGACCUGCCUCCUGUUGUCCCCUAGAGGGGGACAGAGGGGCGGCAGGAUGGCUUCGCCCUAGGCUUUGGGCUGCCGCAUUGCAUGCUGGGACCCAGCUCUUACCCUCAGCCCCACCCUCGGCUCCGGUCCGCUGCGGGGAGUGGUGAGUUGCGCUGCCUGAACUCGCCGCGGGACGCAGUGGUGACUGUGUACAGCUUCAUUACCCUUAAUAAAGAAGGGACUUUGA
Myotis lucifugus (little brown bat) is the source of this 3909-nucleotide messenger RNA. It is a transcript of the gene ATG9A, whose product is annotated as autophagy related 9A. Gene Ontology annotation, biological process: autophagy of mitochondrion; protein localization to phagophore assembly site. Bases 263 to 2863 code for a protein of 866 amino acids. The record is from RefSeq and is a predicted model, not a curated record. NCBI's taxonomy places the organism in Eukaryota, Metazoa, Chordata, Mammalia, Chiroptera, Vespertilionidae. The transcript has 16 exons. Gene Ontology annotation, cellular component: autophagosome; phagophore assembly site.